This is a messenger RNA of Penicillium pulvis, 1536 nucleotides long. Its product is annotated as putative feruloyl esterase. The transcript has 2 exons. The coding region runs from base 1 to 1536 and encodes 511 amino acids. NCBI's taxonomy places the organism in Eukaryota, Fungi, Ascomycota, Eurotiomycetes, Eurotiales, Aspergillaceae. The record is from RefSeq and is a predicted model, not a curated record.
AUGUUCAAUAACUCACUGGCAGCCAAUUGCUUGCCUGCGACCUUUACACCACACGUGUUCGGGGCAGAAAUUCUCAACCUGUCUGCUUACUGGGUCACAAAUUACACCCUUGAUGUGCCUGCUACAUUCAAUUACAAUCACGGCGAUGUUUACCUCGAUAAUGCCAAUUUUUGCAAUGUCACAGUGAGCUACACGCAUCCAGGUCACAAUGACCUGAUCACUGUCGAGACAUGGCUCCCCGAGCGAUGGAAUCAACGACUACAGGCCACUGGAGGUGGAGGUUGGAAUGCGGGCCGUUUCGUGUUGUCAGAAUUCUUCAUGGCGGGGGCCAUUGGUGAAGGCUAUGCUGCCACGACGACUGAUGCAGGCUUGGGUUAUGAGGCUUCUCCAAAUUCGUGGGCCCUGGAAAGUCCAGGGAAUGUGAAUCUCUACAAUGUCCAAAACCUUGGCUAUGUCUCGCUCAAUGAUCAGGCUAUCAUCGGCAAAAGUCUGGUGAGAAGCUUCUAUGGACACAAUGCGUCGUAUUCUUAUUGGAGUGGCUGCUCCCAAGGAGGAAGACAGGGGCUCAUGCUCGCCCAGCGGUAUCCCACUGCGUAUGAUGGAAUCGCAGCCUCGGCACCCGCUUUGUCUUUCACUGAGCUAGCAGGGUCCGUGUACUACCCGUUGUUUGUCCCCGAAUGGUCUGGCUCGUCAACCUCGCCUCUGCCUUGUGAACUGGCUUUUAUCACGAGUCAGGCCAUCGCGCAUUGCGACGCAGACGAUGGCAUUGUGGAUGGAAUCAUUUCCGAUCCCGCUGCAUGUGAAUUCAACGCCCUUUCCACAGUGAACGUCACCUUCAACUGCUCUUCCACUGGCAAGAUCAUGAGAGUCGGAAAGAUUGCCGCGUUGGUAGCUAAUUCGGCCUGGUCUGGGCCUCGAACAGCAAAUGGCGAUUUUCUAUGGUAUGGAUACAAUCGAGGCUCUGACAUCAGUUCAUUUGGGGUUCUUCCCGGGUUGAAUAGUAGCACAUCGAGUGACCUUUGGUUCCGAUUGUUUGUGAAAAAAGACCCGAGUUUCGACUCGAGUACACUCAGCCCUCUUGAUUACGAGCAGUCAUUCCGACAGGGUGUUCUGGAGUAUGCGGGCUUACUUAACGCCGACUACCCCGAUCUCACCGAGUUCAAAAAAGCGGGUGGUAAACUGAUCUCAUACCAUGGCAUGGCCGACGAGUCAAUUCCAACCCAAAGUUCCGAGCAUUACUAUCGUUCGGUUAGUGAUUCAAUGCCCGAUAUUCAGAGCUUUUAUCGCUACUUUGAGGCGCCAGGACUGGGUCAUUGCUCCGGAGGGAAAGGGGGACAACCGCUUACAAUUUUCAACUCCCUCCGUCGGUGGGUGGAAGAAGAUGCUGCACCGGAGACGCUACCCGUCUAUUUCAACGGCACUGGUGGAGAGCAACAAGCACGAAUUCUGUGCCCGUACCCAUCAAAAGCCAUUUACCAAGGUGGUUCGACUGAUGACAUUGAUAAUUUCGAAUGUGUUCACAACACCACUGAGUAG